Messenger RNA from Prionailurus viverrinus (fishing cat), 6994 nucleotides. It is a transcript of the gene COG6, whose product is annotated as component of oligomeric golgi complex 6. The record is from RefSeq and is a predicted model, not a curated record. The transcript has 20 exons. The coding region runs from base 82 to 2094 and encodes 670 amino acids. Gene Ontology annotation, cellular component: COG complex. NCBI's taxonomy places the organism in Eukaryota, Metazoa, Chordata, Mammalia, Carnivora, Felidae. Gene Ontology annotation, biological process: intra-Golgi vesicle-mediated transport.
CAGUACUCGCGCGGCCGGCGCGGGUCCCUGCCGGAAGCCUAGGGGGGUCCCCUCGGAGCUGGGGGCGGGGUCUGCGACACUAUGGCCGAGAGCGGUGGGGAAGUGGUAGCAGUACCCGCGUCCGCGGCUGCCAACGGCCUCAGCAAUGGGGCAGGCGGGGGCCCGGCGCAGACCAACAACCCGCUGUCGCGGAAGCUGCAUAAGAUCCUGGAGACGCGGCUGGACAACGACAAGGAGAUGUUGGAAGCUCUCAAGGCACUUUCAACCUUUUUCGUUGAAAACAGUUUGCGGACUCGAAGGAAUUUACGUGGAGAUAUUGAACGCAGAAGUUUAGCCAUCAAUGAAGAGUUUGUCAACAUUUUCAAGGAGGUGAAGGAAGAACUUGAAAGCAUAAAUGAAGAUGUUCAAGCAAUGAGCAGUUGUUGUCAAGACAUGACAAGUCGCCUACAGGCGGCAAAAGAACAGACUCAAGAUUUGAUAGUAAAAACCACUAAGCUUCAAGCUGAAAGUCAAAGACUAGAAAUACGAGCACAAGUCGCAGAUGCCUUCUUAUCCAAGUUCCAGCUGACUUCUGAUGAGAUGGGUCUCCUCCGAGGUACCAGAGAAGGACCUAUAACCGAGGAUUUUUUCAAGGCACUGGGAAGAGUAAAACAGAUUCAUAAUGAUGUUAAAGUUCUCUUACGUACAAACCAACAAACAGCAGGUUUAGAAAUUAUGGAACAGAUGGCCUUGCUUCAAGAAACAGCUUAUGAAAGACUUUAUCGAUGGGCUCAAAGUGAAUGCAGAACAUUGACGCAGGAAUCAUGUGACAUAUCUCCAGUAUUAACUCAGGCAAUGGAAGCCCUGCAGGAUAGACCUGUCUUAUAUAAGUAUACCUUGGAUGAAUUUGGAACAGCCAGGAGAAGUACCGUUGUUCGUGGAUUUAUUGAUGCUCUUACGAGAGGGGGCCCGGGAGGCACGCCAAGACCCAUUGAAAUGCACUCCCAUGACCCCUUGAGAUACGUGGGAGAUAUGUUGGCUUGGCUCCAUCAGGCGACCGCUUCUGAAAAAGAACACCUUGAAGCUCUCUUAAAGCAUGUAACUCUACAAGGUGUUGAAGAAAAUAUUCAGGAAGUUGUUGGGCAUAUUACUGAGGGUGUGUGCAGGCCUCUGAAGGUUCGAAUUGAACAAGUAAUAGUUGCUGAACCUGGGGCAGUUUUGUUGUAUAAAAUUUCUAACCUCCUCAAAUUUUACCAUCAUACAAUCAGUGGCAUUGUUGGAAAUAGUGCAACUACAUUAUUGACUACCAUUGAAGAAAUGCAUUUGCUAAGCAAAAAAAUAUUCUUCAAUAGCUUGAGUCUUCAUGCAAGUAAAUUAAUGGACAAGGUUGAACUCCCACCACCUGAUCUUGGACCAAGUUCUGCAUUAAAUCAGACACUCGCAUUGUUGCGUGAAGUUUUGGCAUCUCACGAUUCUUCAGUUGUACCGUUAGAUGCCCGUCAAGCUGACUUUGUGCAAGUUUUAUCGUGUGUCUUAGAUCCUCUCCUCCAGAUGUGUACCGUAUCUGCCAGCAAUUUAGGCACAGCUGACAUGGCCACUUUCAUGGUCAAUUCACUCUAUAUGAUGAAGACAACACUAGCUCUGUUUGAGUUCACUGACAGACGACUAGAAAUGCUACAGUUUCAGAUUGAAGCACAUUUGGACACACUUAUCAAUGAGCAGGCUUCUUAUGUUUUAACUAGAGCGGGCUUGAGUUAUAUCUAUAACACCGUGCAGCAACAUAAACCUGAGCAGGGCUCUUUAGCUAAUUUGCCCAACCUAGAUUCCGUGGCACUGAAGGCUGCAAUGGUUCAGUUUGAUCGUUACCUGUCAGCCCCAGACAGCCUGUUAAUGCCACAGCUGAACUUUCUCCUAAGUGCCACAGUGAAGUGGGUGACUUGGAUUCUGUUGGCUCUGACUGUGUUUGGAAUACCAGCAUCUGACUUGAAUCUCUACGAGAUCAACCUGUUAAGACAAUCUGAUUUCAUGAACCAAAAUGACCUUAUCUCACAACGGAGAGGUGGUGAUUGCCAGACUGCGUGCACGUUAGAAACUCGAGAACAAAGUGAGGCAUGACCAUGCGUGGCUCUUGGGGUGAUGAGAGCUCAGAGUUAAUUUUAGAAAUAACUGUUUAACAAAAUAAUCCAGAGGAGGUGAGUAGCUGGAUUUGUCUCCAUUUAGGAACUCUCACAUGGGCCAUUGGUGAUGUGGGUGUUAGAAAUGGAGGUGGUGCUCAGAUGGGAGCAUUGGGGCACCACCCGUGAGGACAGCAGAGCAGUAUCCCCGGGCGCUCGAACAGUGGGACAUUUGCUGAAUCUAGCCAGGGACCGCUGGUGUGCGUUCUUACAGGGAGGAGGAGGAACUGUCCCUUGUGCGGGCCCCCUCACAGGUUGGCGAGGGCUCCUCGCAGUUAUUCUCUGGUACCUCGAUUUACCUGUCACCCGGGCAGACGGCUCCAGGUUCAGCUCAGAGAGCUGCCGUGAAGGGGAGCAGGCGUGAAGAUUGCCCUACAGCUCGGUUGCUUGGGCAGCCAGGCCACGAUGGACUCUGGAGACCGGAGACGGGGAAGGGGACAGAGCAGAUCUUUGCCACCCAAGACUCUACCUUGCAAACUGGAGACUCCCCAGCAGGGAUAGGACCUGGCUGCCGUUAGCGAGGCCCAACCCCGAGCCCUCAUCACUGUGCGAGGAGACAUCAUCCCAAGUCCUUCGGCAGGCUCCGUCCGGCACCAGGGUCUCCUCCCGUCGAGGUGGCUCAGUCAAGCGCUCCGACUGCUCCCGUUCACAUGCGUUUAUGCAAUUUUGUUUUCUCGCAGUUUAACACACGUGUCUCUGUCUAUCUCUUUCACACUCACACACAAUGAGAUUUAGUAACCCAUUUUAAUGAGGCAAUUAUAUUUUAACUCUAUUAUGUGCAAUUAUCCACUCACAUAAAUUGCCCCAGCUGGAGCGCCUGGUGUCCAUGUCUCGCUGGCUGGCACUCAGCUGCUGGCCCCCGGGGGCAGCUGGGCCUCCAGCACGGGAACACUGCCGCGGCGGCCGCCCCUGCUGCUCUCCACAGGUGGCUCACUGCUGCCAAGGGGCAGGGACAUUUGCAAUUUCUGGCCCACCCAGCGGAGCUCUUGAUUGCUGUGUGGGUGGCCUAGAACUUUGUCAUCCGCUCUGCUGUGCCGGCGGUGUUGUUUAUCCAGACCCGGAGCCCUAGGUAGCCUCCUAGCUUGGAGGGGCCGGAAAAACAAACUCGGAUAAUCGGAGCCAUGCACCUUGGCCUCAUGUUUUCCCUGUUAAUCGUCUAGGCUCUAGGUGCCUCGGGCUGGGGAUGAGAGGCGGCGGCCUCUGUACCCCCGUCCUACCCGUGGUAACUUUAAAGCAGAGGUUUUAAUGAUGAGAUAGGUACCUCAUGCAAAGUAGUGAUUUAGUUUACGUGGUCGCACAAAGCAGGACAAAGCGGUCACCCAAGGACUUGUCGCCCAACUCACUAGAAUGUUCCCAACGCGUUCGCAUCUACCUGGGGGUGUUCGUUUCACCCUUGCCCUCCGAAGGCACCAUUUGCUUGAACUUUGUUCUGACCUGUCGCUUCAUUUUUUUGGAAAGUUCCAUCACAUACGCAUGUAUCAUUCCGUAGGUAGCCUUCUGUAGCUUUCUCCUCCAUGUAGUGUCAUGCGAAAGAUUCAUGUCUGCAACUCUCCAGAGUUCUGGCUCAUUCAUAGCCAUUGCUGUAUACUCUUGUGUGACACCUUCUUUGUAGCCACCCCCCUCUCGAAUGAACCUUUGGGUUUUCUAGGUGUUUUUGUUUGUUUGCUUUGCACUCUGAGCAAGGCUUCCGUGAUAUUCCUGGCUACACAAACAAAGUACAAAUACGUGGGAAUUUCUCUACCUUGGAGUGGAAUUUCUGGAUUUUAGCAUAUCAGAACGUUCAAGGCUUUCAGAGAAUGCCAAACUGCUUUCCAAAGUGGUUGAACCAACGCGUGGCCCCCUCCUGCCAGGUGGUGGCUUUUGCAGUUUUCCAGAUUCCUCCCACAGUGUCCUGUGUCCGGUCCAGUAUGAAAUAAUGGUUACGAGCAUCAUUUGGACCUGUGGGAACUUGGACAGACUAGUUGCUCUCUCUAAGCCUCAGUUUUCCUAUCGGUGAGGUUGGAGGAAAUGCUCGAGCAGGGUACCUUAACACCUGGUGGGGCACAUUGGCAAACUUCCUUGCCUUAGGGAAAAUGCAACAUCUCCCGGCAACUAGGUGCCUUCACGUUGCCAAGUGCAGCUAAACCAAAAUUCCUUGUGCUGUGGUCUAAGAUGCUUGCUACUUGGUACUCUUCACGAUUUAAAUGUGUCCCGCAAAGAAAAUGAGACAUCAAUAAGAUACCAGAAGGUAUGAACAUUUUCUGGUUGUAUCACAGGUGGUAAUUUGGGGAUUUAUGUAAUUAGCACCCACCGCUACUGCUGUUAUCUUGUACAUAUUAGCUGCAUUUUCUCUUUGGGCCGUCAGUAGAAUACCAUUGCCCUCAGGGCCCCGUAAGGCGACAUGAGCCACCCCGAGUCUCCCGCAUGCUGACGGAGCUGUCCUCAGAGGCAGGCAACAGUGACGCUAAGAGCUGUAACGUUAGUACAGGGCUUUUACAAAGCAUUAUUCCUGAACGGCCCGUCAGUCGUCUGUCCACUGAGGUCCUCAGAGUGCAAUGUUAUUUCUGUUCCUGCUUCUACGGAUAAAGAAACUGAAACUUAGAGACAAUUAAGUGACUUGUCUUACGUAAGUGACAGAAGCUGGACUGAAGCCAAGCCUUCGGUCACUGGGCCCAAUGCUUUUUGUCCCAUCGCCUCCCCAGUCUGACUGUAUUAUGUUCCAUUGUGUGUGUGUGUGUUCAUUUUUUCCCUUUCUACGUUAUUUAGUAAUCCAGUUGAUUAUAUUAAAAAUAAAAAGAAAUUCAUUUGUGUUUCCCGGGGUGGCUGUAGCCAUUAGUCAGACUACUGAACAAAGCCCGCUGUCAAAUUGGCUUUCAGAGGAACGGUUCGAGAAUGAAUUGUAAAAGGCUUACUCGUAAUGAAAAAGCCUUAGGAUCACGGGCUUUCAUUUCUCCCAAUCAGGUUUUAAUUACUGAAAAGUUUGGUAACAACUGAAGCGUGUAGUUACUGCCCUCUUUGUUCCUCAUUGUCUUCUCUUCUCGUUUCUGCAAGACCUCAUUUGAUGAUAUGAAUCGUCUUUUUAGGGUUCAUUUUCACUGAGAAAAAGUCCUGCCUUCUCCGGGGCUCAAGCAGGCACCGCUCCUCCUGUCACGGGGAGAAGCGGGCCCAGCGGCCCACAGCUGCCACCCACUCAGGGGAGCGCGGGGAAAGAGCUGCCACCACUAGGGGGCGUCCCAUACAAGGCUGAGGGACGAGGACCGCCCCGCUCCCGAACAACUCAGGGCCUGUCCCCCGACUAUCACUGGGCAGGUUAACAGAGCCAACGGGCUCUCUGGCCUAUUCCCGGCAGAUUCGGAAAGGCGCUUGCCCCGCUCGGGUCACACUGCGAGACUUUCGGGCACUCCUUUGUGCAUUGUUUCGGUGUCCGACGAGACCCGUGUGUUUGAUCCAGAGGCACCAAGGCAGAGCUACGGGAUGCCGUGAACCUCAGCCUCUCCCCGGGUUUCCCCAACCCCACAAAGCAGACAUUGUGGUAUCGCUGUUCUCCAGAUGAGAAUCGGGAAGGUCUGAGAGGUUGAGGGACUUUUCCCCGGUGGCAGAACAGGGAUCAAAGACAGUUCUGUCCACCCUGUGCUCUCCUUACCUCUCCAGCCUCCCUCCAUCCUAAUGCCGGGAAGGGAAAAGAGCAAAUCUGUCUCAGAGGCAACCAGAGGAAGGAGACUGGUCUUCCGAGGGUGCCUCUCCUUUGGGAUAUUUACCUACACUUGUUUCUUGGGAAGAGGCUUAGGCCUGGAUUGAGGCAGCAGUGAGUAUUUUCCCAAUGGACUCCCCUGGCUGUGUGAAGGGAGAGGUGAUCUGGAUUUCCCUACUAGGGGGAGCCCUGAGCUCUGGAGAUUGUUUGUGAGGCUCCUAACAGACAAGAGGAAGAGAAGAUACUUUUCUGCUGACCACCACAGAGGCCAGGACACCAUGAUUUUCAGUAAUUAGAAGCUAAUUAUCUCUGUCCACCCCUGCUUUGAUUAGAACAGGAAGAAAACAAAACAAAACAAAACCUUGAACUGAAGAUUGUCUGAUUGGAGAUUGGAGGUGCCCAGUCUCUAAAAGAACCAGGCCACUGUCACUCAUCGGUUCUCUAGAGAGUAGUCAUUGGAACGGAGAAAUUCGGCGCUCGCCUGACUCCCGUCAGGACUCUUUUAAGGCUGGUAGUUUUGUGGAAAUAGGCUAAUUCUUUCCUGUGACUUAUGUUCCAUCCACCUAAUAUGCAGCUCCUUGUUAUUGAAACAUGAACACGUUCUUUAGAAUAAGAAAUGCUGUGUCAGCCUGUGUAAACCUGUCAUCCCGUACUCAAAUUAGUCCUGAUGGAAAUGGAAAUUAUUUAUCUAUUGACAUUUUUGUUUGCUCCAUGAUAUAUCUAUUGGUGAAAAUGAACCUAAAAAUCAACCACACAAGGGAACACGACGGUUGUCAGAAGUUUGAGUAGGCCAGUGUAAAAUGGUGGCGGGAACCCACAUGGGUGCACUUUGUGCAGCUGAGUGGGCAAGCUCCAGAACGAUCUUCCGUUUCAUGGAGUAGGAUUGUCUAACUGCAGGAAAAGGCCCAUCCAACUGCCUCCCUGGCACUCCGAAUAGGGCAGUAAGCCCUGAGUGUCUAUCUGCCAAAGGGCAUCUCAGUUGUGACUUGCAGAAUCUUCCAUAUUAUCUGUUUUUCCCCAACCUUCAUGUAAUUUUAAAACUUUAUAAAUGUAAUGUACAUUUGGAAGGCUUCUUUUUGCUACUAGAAAUUCAUGUUUGUUUGUUUGUUUGCUUUUUAAUAAAUUGUUCGGCCACUUAUUUCUGGUGUUUCGAACAGAACGUGGGAUACUC